Molecule: messenger RNA, 1128 nt
Organism: Euleptes europaea (tarantolino)
Lineage: Eukaryota; Metazoa; Chordata; Lepidosauria; Squamata; Sphaerodactylidae
Product: scavenger receptor cysteine-rich domain-containing group B protein-like
Exons: 5
Coding region: 1-1128 (375 amino acids)
Cellular component (GO): membrane
Source: RefSeq, a predicted model, not a curated record
AUGCAACAUCUGAAAACAGUGCUUGUCUUUGAUGAGGUCCGUCUAAUGAGCGGAUCCAAUCGCUGCACAGGGAGAGUCGAAGUCUAUCGCAAUAAGCAGUGGGGGACCAUUUGUGACGACGGAUGGGAUUUACAGGAUGCCCAAGUCAUAUGCCGAGAACUGAACUGUGGAAAUGCCUUAUUAGCAUUAGGCGGAGCAAACUACGGCCAAGGGUCCGGUCCCAUCAGGCUGGACAGAGUCAGCUGCACCGGAAAUGAAACAGCCCUCAAACAAUGCCCCCAAAGUCCUUGGGGAGAUCAUAACUGUGAUCAUGGAAGGGUUGCAAGCGUAGUGUGCUCAGAUCCAAAGGAGGUCAGACUGGUGAACGGUUCAAACCGGUGCUCUGGGAGAGUUGAGGUGUUCCACAAUGAACAGUGGGGGACGGUUUGUGAUGACAACUGGGAUAUCAACAGCGCCCAAGUUGUGUGCAAAGAGCUCGGCUGCGGGAGAGCCCUCUCAGCCCCACGUAGAGCCCGUUUUGGAGAAGGAGAUGAUCCCGUCUGGCUGGAUGCUCUGGAAUGCAAAGGAACCGAAUCUGCCCUCAAGGACUGCCACCUAAAAGGCUGGGGGAAACAGACUUGCGACCACGAAGAAGAUGCCGGUGUGGUGUGCUCAGGUAAUGGGCAGGCAGUACUCAGACUGGUGAAUGGAUCGAGUCAUUGCUCUGGGAGAGUGGAGAUAUUCCACAAUCAUCAGUGGGGGACCAUCCACAAUGACCACUGGGGCAUGAAAGAAGCCGAAGUUGUCUGCAGAGAAGUAGGCUGUGGUGCUGCUUUGAAAGCCCAUACGAAAGCCUGGUUUGGUCAGGGAUCGGGGCCCAUCUGGAAGGUUGACAUCAAGUGUACCGGAACAGAAACUUCUCUCAAUCAAUGCACAUUGGGCCUUUGGGGUCCGGAUGACUCUCACCAUGGAGAAGAUGUUGGUGUGGUGUGUGCAGUGGAACCCUUCAUGACUUUGCCUUCCAUCUUCAUCUUCCCUGAGCUUUCCAGAACAGUAUUAAAGACAGUUAUGAGGCCCAAGAAGACCAGCUUGCUAGAUCAGAAGAAAGUGUUUGGUUACACAACAGCAAAUGGGCGCCAUGUAGAUUAA